UAAGAAACAGACAUCCUUUGCAAGGGAGUGCUCCGUUUUGCGUCGCCCUUGUUAAUCACGUCAAUAUCAACACACUUCUUCUCGGAUUUUUUUAGUGGAUACCCAUACCGUAUUCAUACCCAGAUGGACUAAUUAAAUGAUAGAGAUCAGCAAGGCCAUGGGAGAGGUGCCUAAUCUAUCCAGUGGGUAUUUCAACUCAACGCUAAAAUACCCCUGUCAAUAUCUGAUGAUCAAACGGUAUGGCAACUUUGAAGAUAGUCUGAAUCUUUCUGUUACAGUAAACCAAGCCUGUUUGAUUUCAGAGUUUAACAAUAAACUUGGAUGCACAAGGAUAUUGAAUCUUCAGAAUACUGAUAUUUUUCUGUGUUUAACUCAUCAUCUUCAUGUAGAAGUCCGUUUUGUACAUCAAGAAAUCUUGAAUUAUCACUACUGUUCGAGAUUUUAGUACAUGGAUAUACAAUCUCCGUUCAAGUAUGUACAUUCGGGUGGAAACGGCAAUUACUUCCUGGGGAUUGUUCUACAGUUGUGUGCAUAGAGGAUACAAGGACUAUUUUGAAGUCAUUUUCCAUUCGUCUUUCCAAUGGAACACCUGAUAAUAUAUAUUACAGGGAUGUAAAGACCUACAUCAAAUGGCCUGAAAAAUAUGAUGGUAAAAGUGAAAAAUAUAUUGAAGAGGAUUUUGUGCACAGGAUAUAUGGAACAAAAUCAAAGAUAUACAUUCCCAAAGCUAUCGAAAGUGAAGGGAAUGCUGCUAUCAAGAAAGGAACCUUUCCAAAAUGUUACAGAUUUUCAAGCAAAAGAAAUGGGUUUCGAUGUUGGACAAAAGGAAUAACAUUCUUCUGUUUUGUUCUUCUUUUACAGGUUGUUAAUCCUCAGCUGAUCCUUUCCUGUCCAGAGACAAAGGAUACGGUUGUCUAUGUACCAUCAUGUCCUCUGAGCAUGUCAGAGCUUGAACAAGCCAGUCGUCUCAAGAAUUGUUCAUCAUUUUCACAGAAUUGUACAACUUCAGACUUAUUUAUUUAUCACUGCUUGCCCAAUCACUACCUAAAUAAAUUUGUUGAAGUGUGUGGUGUAGCCGUCGACAUUAUAUACGGACACUGUGCAGAAUACAAUGAAGGAGGGGGUGUUAUACAGGAAAAUUAUCAAACAGAUUGUACAAAAUUUUCAAAACCUUGUCCAAUAGAAAGUUACUCCUCAGUUGAUACAUAUAAAUAUGUAGACUGUUUCAAUAUUACCCCAACGAAAAUUCCAGAUACAACGGAAAAUAAUGAGAGAAAAGAACAUGGUUCCAAGAAUAUUACGGAAUCUCCAACAAGCAAUGAUUCUAGCCCAGACUCUGAACAUGUGUUAAGAAGAGCUUUAGCUAUUGCCUUUGGUGUGAUAUUACCCCUCUUGUCACUGACAGUGAUUAUAUUAAGAUAUGUAUUGGUUAAUCGAAAAAUGAAUAAAGAGAACACUUACCAGCCUGUCAGGCAGAUCGCUCCUUGGGUGUGUACAAAAUGGAAGCUGAACUUAAAAGCAAACAUGUACAUGUAUACAAGUUGUGUACCGCCAUUUGAUGACUUGGACAAACCUGCGAGCUACCUUAAGAAAAGGAGGAAAAAUUAUGAUAAACUUUUUUUAAAAUACCUAACCAAAGGAGGUUCCACAAUAUCUUUGAAUUUUUCAAUCAGCUUAUAUCAGAGAAAUGUAAAACAUUUUUGAACAGCAGUUAUGAAUGAUUAAAAACAUUGAUUGCAUUUUCAAACUUUUUGCAGAAAUUAAAAGGAAAGUUGUAA
Molecule: messenger RNA, 1778 nt
Organism: Saccostrea echinata
Lineage: Eukaryota; Metazoa; Mollusca; Bivalvia; Ostreida; Ostreidae
Exons: 10
Coding region: 940-1704 (254 amino acids)
Source: RefSeq, a predicted model, not a curated record